AUGGCCCAGAUUUUCCAGAAGGACCCGCGCAACGCGGGCCUGUUCCUUGGUGGACAGCGCCUGUCGGGCUCGGAUAUCCGGGACCAGAAUGUGCUGGCGGUGCAGUCGAUUGCGAAUGUAGUCAAGUCAUCGCUGGGCCCUGUCGGCCUGGAUAAGUACGUGCGGUACACUCACAUCAGGAUGCUGGUCGACGACAUUGGCGAUGUGACGAUCUCGAACGACGGUGCGACGAUCCUGCAGAUGCUCGAGGUGGAUCACCCGGCGGGCCGCAUCCUCGUGGAGCUCGCGCAGCAGCAGGACAAAGAGGUGGGCGACGGCACCACCUCGGUGGUGCUCCUCGCGUCGGAGCUGCUGCGCCGCGCGAACGAGCUGGUGAAGAACAAGAUCCACCCCACGACGAUCAUCACCGGCUACCGUCUUGCGUGCCGUGAGGCGAUCAAGUACAUCCAAAAUGUGCUCGCCGUCAAGGUCGAGGCCCUCGGGAAGGAGAGCCUCAUCAAUGUGGCCAAGACGAGCAUGGCGAGCAAGGUGAUCGGCAGCGACGACGACCUGUUUGCGCAGAUGGCCGUCGAUGCGAUGCUCGCGGUCAAGAAUGUCAACAGCCGGGGCGAAACGAAGUACCCGGUCAAGGCCGUGAACGUACUCAAGGCGCACGGCAAGUCGGCGCGCGAGUCCAUGUUCGUGCAGGGUUACGCGCUGAACUGCACGGUGGCGUCGCAGGCCAUGAAGACGCGCAUCCAGAACGCCAAGAUCGCGUGCCUGGACAUCAAUCUGGUGAAGCAGCGCAUGCACAUGGGCGUGCACAUUACGAUUGACGACCCGGAGCAGCUGGAGAAGAUCCGCGCCCGCGAGAGCGAGAUGGUGCUGGAGCGCGUGCGCAAGAUCCUCGCGACUGGCGCGAAUGUGGUGCUGACGACCAAGGGCAUCGACGACCUGUGCCUCAAGGAGUUCGUGCAGGCCGGCGCUAUGGCGGUGCGUCGCUGCAAGAAGGAGGACCUGCGGCGUAUCGCCAAGGCGACGGGCGGUCAGUUUGUGAGCAGCCUCGCGAAUCUCGACGGCGAGGAGUCGUUCGAUGCGAGCAGCCUCGGCACGGCCGACGAAGUCGUCCAGGAGCGCGUGGGCGACAACGAACUGAUCCUCGUGCGCGGCUCUAAGGUGUACAGUGCGAGCUCCAUUGUGCUGCGCGGUGCGAACGACUACAUGCUCGAUGAGAUGGAGCGGGCGCUGCAUGACAGCCUCUCGGUCGUCAAGCGCACACUCGAGAGUGGCUCGGUGGUGCCGGGCGGUGGUGCUGUGGAAACGGCUCUGGACAUUUACCUGGAAAACUUUGCUACGACGCUCGGCUCGCGCGAGCAGCUGGCGAUCGCCGAGUUUGCGCAGGCGCUGCUCGUGAUUCCCAAGACGCUGGCUGUGAAUGCCGCGAAGGACAGCACAGACCUCGUCGCCAAGCUGCGCGCGUACCACACGGCGGCGCAGAAUGCCGAGGCGUCCGACCCGAAGAAGACGCUGCGCUUCUUCGGCCUCGACCUGCUCGGUGGUGCCGUGCGCGACAACUUGCGCGCGGGCGUGCUCGAGCCGACUGUGAGCAAGCUGCGCAGCCUCAAGAGCGCCGUCGAGGCUGCUACGAGCCUGCUGCGGAUUGACGAUGCCAUCACGAUCCCGCCGGAGCCGCCCAAAGAGGACCCCCACGACCAUAUGUAG
This is a messenger RNA of Malassezia sympodialis ATCC 42132, 1701 nucleotides long. RefSeq names its product chaperonin-containing T-complex alpha subunit TCP1 (gene TCP1). Gene Ontology annotation, molecular function: ATP-dependent protein folding chaperone; ATP binding; ATP hydrolysis activity. The record is from RefSeq and is a predicted model, not a curated record. Lineage: Eukaryota; Fungi; Basidiomycota; Malasseziomycetes; Malasseziales; Malasseziaceae. Gene Ontology annotation, biological process: protein folding.